This is a messenger RNA of Mizuhopecten yessoensis (Yesso scallop), 3167 nucleotides long. RefSeq names its product merlin-like. The transcript has 15 exons. The record is from RefSeq and is a predicted model, not a curated record. Gene Ontology annotation, biological process: regulation of cell shape; positive regulation of protein localization to early endosome; regulation of gliogenesis. Bases 169 to 1992 code for a protein of 607 amino acids. Gene Ontology annotation, molecular function: cell adhesion molecule binding; actin binding. NCBI's taxonomy places the organism in Eukaryota, Metazoa, Mollusca, Bivalvia, Pectinida, Pectinidae. Gene Ontology annotation, cellular component: apical part of cell; adherens junction; filopodium.
GAGACACUGAUGUCGAUCUCUUAUAUUUUCAUCGAAACUUUUUCGAUUGUUACAAAAAGGAGGUUAUAUAUAUGUUACGCAUUCAUGAACUGGGAUGUGAUUGAAUCCAGUAUGUAACCAUCAUCAUGUUUUGAUUUCUCCCAAUCUCAAGAGUCCAGAAACACCAAGAUGCCUUUCGUAAACAUGAAAAAGGCGGCGACCGUAUCGGGAAGCUCAAAAAGCUUUUCGGUCCGAGUCACCACUAUGGAUGCUGAAUUGGAAUUUUCAAAUAUUGAGCACAAAGCAACAGGGAAGGAUUUGUUUGAGCUGGUGUGUCGUACAAUAGGACUAAGAGAGACCUGGUAUUUUGGACUACAGUUUAUUGAUUCUAAGGGAUAUAUUUCCUGGCUGAAGUUUGAUAAAAAGGUUUUAGAUCAAGAUGUUCCAAAAGAGACACCAGUGCCAUUCUUGUUCUUGGCCAAAUUUUUCCCUGAGGAUGUGUCGGAGGAGUUGAUCCAAGAAAUAACACAGCAUCUGUUUUUCCUUCAAGUGAAACAAUCUAUCAUCAACAUGGAUAUAUAUUGCCCACCAGAGGCAUCUGUCCUGCUGGCCUCCUAUGCAGUACAGGCAAAGUAUGGGGAUUAUGACACAUCCACUUAUAAAAUUGGGACACUGGCCAGUGAGGACUUACUGCCCCAGCGUGUGAUUGACCAGUAUCAGAUGACCCCUCAGAUGUGGGAAGAAAGAAUCAAAGAAUGGUACGCUGACCACAGAGGAAUGUCUAGAGAUGAAGCUGAAAUGGAAUAUCUGAAAAUUGCUCAAGAUCUUGAAAUGUAUGGUGUGAAUUAUUUUCAAAUUGAGAACAAAAAGAAUACAGACCUGUGGUUGGGGGUAGAUGCUCUUGGCCUGAAUGUGUACGAGUCCAAUAAUAAACUGUGUCCUAAGAUCAUGUUUCCCUGGAAUGAGAUUAAGAAUAUUUCCUUUAAGGACAAAAGAUUUGUGAUAAAACCUGUAGAGAAGAAAUCCCCAGAUUUUGUAUUCAAACCACCAAAAUUACGCAUUAACAAGUUGAUAUUAGAGCUAUGUAUAGGAAACCAUGAAUUAUUUACAAGACGAAGAAAACCUGAUUCCAUGGAAAUUCAACAAAUGAAAACUAAUGCUAGAGAGGAAAAGAUACGCAAGCAGAUGGACAGGGCGAGACUAGCAAAAGAGAAACAAUUGAAGGAAGAGGCCCUGAAAGAGAAGGAAGAGCUGGAGAAACGACUUCAUAUGUUGCAAGAGGAGGUCAGAGCUGCACAGGAGUUACUGCGGCGGUCGGAAGAGACAACCGAGUUGUUGGCGGAGAAGGCUCAGAUAGCGGAGGAGGAGGCAAUUCUGCUGGCCCAAAAAGCCUCGGAAACAGAAGGGGAGAUUCACAGGAUGAAACUGAAGGAGAUGAAGAAUGAAGAGGAACGUAUGAUAAUGGAGUACCGUGCUCGUGAGGCGGAGAUGAUUGCAACUAAGAUCCUAGAGGACUCUGAGAGGAGAGCUUUGGAAGCUGAACAGUUGAAAAUUGACCUGGUUCAGGCUAAAUUGAACGAACAAUCAGCCAAGGAGAAACUGAUGGAAGUAGCAAGAGUGUCUCCGUACACACAACAGGCUAUGUAUGGUCUGCACAGUCUACCGUCAGAUUUUGCAGAACUGCAACUGGAUGAGCCACCCAUGGAUGAUUUGCAGGAGAUGGGGGAGGCCAGCGAGGCCAGCUGUGACCUCUUAGGGGCAGGCGACAUGGACCAGUUAUCUAUAGAGAUAGAGAAGGAAAGAGAGGAAUACAUGGAGAAGUCCAAACACCUACAAGAACAGCUGAAGGAGCUCAAGACAGAGAUAGAGGUAUUGAAGGUGGAAGAGAAUGAGACAGAACUUGACAGACAGCAUGACGAGAAGAUACGUCGUGGGGACACAAAGUACUCCACCCUGAGAAUGGCUAAAGCCGCAACAACGCAGGCCCGAGUGCAGUUCUUUGAAGAUUUGUGAGCGACGCGUUAAAGCAUUUCUGUGAUAGAGACUUACAACUAUGAUGCGAGAGUUACAAAAAUUCUUACAACUAAUACAAAAUUGGUGAGCGAAGCAGAACAGCUAAGUGUUAUUGUUUUAAAGCUGUUUUUGUUUCCCCAAUUGUUUACCAGGUGCCUUGAACAUUAUGUCUGCAUUGAGAAUCGUGUUUUAUUGCAAGAAACGUUAUUCCCAGUGUUAAUCAUUUCAUUGGUCAUGUUUUUAUUGCAAUAAUAUCAAUUACAAUUUAUUGUAUAAAAUGCUGAUCAUUCUGGCCAAAAUAAAACUAGCAUCUUUAGUAAGCAUUACAUCUGUACAUGUUGAAAAUUUCAUUUUCUGCAGGAUAAUCUGAACAUGUUUUUCCAUGUAUAGAUUUGGUCACCAAAUCAUGAAUAAUGCAAAGACACAAUCAAAUAAUGUGUCAAGUGUUUUAAUGCUUUGGCUUUUUUAAUGAAUACUGUUCACUUAUUUCUUGAAUCGAGUCAACCAAACUAAUUCCGAAUUCUGAAUAAAACAGCACAAUAUUAAAAGAAAUUGUGAAUUAAUACAAAAAAUAUUUCCAGGCUAAGAAAUUCUGAAAACAGUACAGUUUUAUGUACAUUAGUGUACGUAGAUGUAUUUACAUGGUAUCAACUAAUAAAGUGUUAAAACCAUUAAAAGUUAUAGUUUCUAGGAAAAUGUUGUGAAAUACAUCUAAGAUUGCUUUAAAAUCUGUGAUGAACUUAUUGACUUCACAAAUUUUAUUGUCAGUAGAAUAGCGCAUUCUAUACAAUUCUUUUUUUUAGUUAUUAAUUUUCAAAAAAAAUUAUAUGUGAAUAAAUAUCUAUGAGCUUAAACAUAAACGUGCUGAGCAUUGUUCUAUAAUCAAAUUUUAUACAUGGAUCUGAUUGUUCUUUGACUAAAUACUUGAAUCAUAUUCUGCCGCAUCUCAAUUUCAAUUGAAAGUAGAUAAUUAUUUAGUGAAUGAGGUGUUUUAUCAAAUCUAUCAAUAGUUUUAUCCCACCUUUUUCUUUCAUACCACCGCUUUACCAGAUAAUGUGUUCAAAAUCGUGUUUGCUGUUGACUUGGCAGUUAUAACUACUGUGAUGAUGUUGACUUGGCAGUUAUAACUACUGUGAUGAUGUUGACUUGGCAGUUAUAACUACUGUGAUGAUGUU